AUGGGCAGGGCCAAGCGCAAACAUGAUGAGGACAAUUCCGAAGCAGUUGCAGGAGACCGUGUUGUCGCCUUACGGCUAGUUAAUGACACAACAACCCAGUAUGCGUACAUAAUAGAACGCUUCAAGCGAUGGCUGCCCAGCGAACAUCCAGAGUUCGUUGUCAAUUCCGUCAUCCAAUUGCCUCUGUCGACAAAAGUCUGUCAGACUUACUUGGACUUCGCAUCUGUCAAGCGCGACGCCACAGGAAAGGAGCUGGUGGCCAAGUGUUUCAACUCGUUUUCGACCAUUGGAACUUGUAAAAGUGCAAUAAAGUACCUUUACAAGGAAGCGAACAUCCAAAUGCACGACGAACUGGAAGCUAGACUCAAAGAUUUUGCAAACGGAUACAAGCGUCACAUUGCCCAGCUUAGAGAAGACGGCGAAAUGCCAAUCGGGGAGGGCAAAUUGCCCAUGACGGUAGAUGGUAUCUAUAUUUUGCAUGAAUAA
Molecule: messenger RNA, 486 nt
Organism: Aphanomyces astaci
Lineage: Eukaryota; Oomycota; Saprolegniomycetes; Saprolegniales; Verrucalvaceae
Exons: 2
Coding region: 1-486 (161 amino acids)
Source: RefSeq, a predicted model, not a curated record